GUCUGUCAGGGUCCAUGAUCAACUAAUGGACACACAGAAGCUCACUUGCUUUCUCUUUCACUGCUUCGUAUCCUGUCUUUUCCGGACAGGACACAGGUUAUUUUGUGGACUUUGUUAGUAUUUUCAUAUUAGUCUCAUCUGCGAGGUUACCCAGUCUUAAACUUCCCCCUCCUUCUUGGAUCUUGUUUACUCUUGCUGGGAUUUUUCUUCCUAUUUUCAGGCGGUUUUGCCUCAUUUCCUCUGUGUAUAUCAACGUUUCCAACAUCUACGCUCUCCUUCUGCUUUUCCUCCUAUCUUCUAUUGUUCCCUCUUUCCUUGUGUGUGGCUUUGGGCUAUGCUUUCCUCACCUGCUGUGAUUCUCCAGCCUUAUGGACUCCCUGUGUACCCACAGACAACCACAUGCUACCCCAGCAUAGUUCAGGGAGGCCCCACCCAGGAGGCCGGGCCCGGCAGCGGCGACUCCGUCCUGCCCCAGGUCUACGCCCCGCCCCCUCCCUACCCCCCACCGGGCCAGGGUCCCCCAUCCUCCGCGGGCAGACUCCCGCCUCUGGACUUUAGCUCCGCGCAUGCGAGCCCAGAGUACGCAGAGCAUCCCCAGCUCAGGGUCUACCAGGGCCCUCAGCAUGAGGCGGGGGAGGCCCUGACACCCGGCGCCACGGAGGACACCUUGGCUCCUGUGACCUCUGACCCCCAGGCUCUGAGCUCUUCGGCGUCAUCGGCAGGUGGAGCAGGAAGUGGAGGUGAGGAGGAGGGGUCGGGCAAGGCCCAGCCCAAACGCCUGCACGUCUCCAACAUCCCGUUCCGCUUCAGAGACCCAGACCUCCGCCAGAUGUUUGGGCAAUUUGGCAAGAUUCUUGAUGUCGAAAUUAUCUUUAAUGAGAGGGGGUCUAAGGGCUUUGGAUUCGUCACCUUUGAAAGUGCAACUGAAGCUGACAGAGCACGAGAAAAACUGAACGGCACGAUCGUAGAAGGAAGAAAAAUUGAGGUUAACAACGCUACUGCAAGAGUAGUAACCAAGAAGCCGCAGACGCCUCUGGGUGUGAAUGGAGAAAUUUCAACCUCUGGAUGGAAGAUCAACCCCGUCAUGGGAGCGAUGUAUGCCCCUGAGCUCUACACAGUCGCCAGCUUCCCGUAUCCCGUAGCGACCCCCACGCUGGCCUACCGGGGGUCUGCGCUGCGCGGCCGAGGCCGAGCCGUCUACAACGCCAUCCGCUCCACCGCGGCCACGCCCGCGGCCGUGCCCGCGUACCCAGGGGUGGUGUACCCCGAGGGGCUGUACGGAGCAGAGGUCUACGGUAGUUAUCCUGCAGCAUACAGAGUGGCCCAGUCAGCAUCUGCUGCCACGGCGACCUACAGCGAUGGAUACGGACGGGUUUACGCCACAGCUGCAGAUCCCUAUCACCACUCGGUCGGCCCGACGACGACAUACGGAGUUGGUACAAUGGCCAGUUUGUACAGGGGAGGAUACAACCGCUUCACCCCGUACUGACGGCCCUCCUGAACCCUGGGACCGGCUGAUCCCAGGACGAUGCCGGACGGGUCACAGGAUCCAACGUGGACUUGGCUUCAUGCUGUCGUCAUUGCAGCCCGUCCUGGAGAAUUUAAAAAGACUGGAGGUGUAAAUACUGCUGGAUCCUAUUUACUGUCCAUAGAAGAGGAUGUUAAUAUAUAGACGGCUGCUUCAAACCUUUCAUGGACUUUAGGUACUGAUGCUGGUAUGUGGUUAGAGCGUAGCUGGUGCACCAUACUGUGAGUUUUGUGAUUAAAAUUAGUUUCAUCGGGCAAAUUGUAAAAAAAGAUUUUGUCCAAUGUUAAAUGACUUAUUUUUGAUGAUGAUUAUUUUACUAAUUCUUUUUUCAAUGUGUGUGUGUGUGUGUGUGUGUGUACUUGUUUUCCCCGCAACGUGGGGACCAGAAACCAUGUUUUGCUAUCAAGGUGAGGUCACUUUGACAAUGUAGGGACACUUGGCAGGUCCCCACCAGUCCGAAGGCUUUUUGAGGGUCAAGACGUGAUUUUAGGACUGUGGUUAGAAUUGAGUUUUGGUUCAGAUUAGAGCAAGGGUUGGAAGUCUGCCUUUAUUUGUGAUGGUUGGGGUCAGGGUAAGGGGCUAGGGAAGCAUUAUGUCAUUGGUGAGUCCCCACGUUAAGUACAAACACGAGUGUGUGUGUGUGUGUGUGUGUGUGUGUGUGUGUGUGUGUGUGUGUGUGUGUGUGUGUGUGUGUGUGUGUGUGUGUGUGUUAAAGAGAGAGCAUCUGAGUUCAUUUAUCCAGACUGAGAGACAGCUGUGACACUAUACGGUACCACUAUUCAAACACUAAAAUAUUACGUUUGUCUGGACGUAGUUGGGAUUUCAUUUUUCUUUUGUCUUUUCUAACAAUCUACCUCUCACUCUGUAAAUUUAUGGCUUCUCGCUACGUUUUCCUGUGACCUGUGCUUGCUCUUUUCUUCUCUGUGUAGGUUCUGCGUAGGUUCUCUGUCUGUUCUGCAGCAGCUGAGCGUCCUGACGUCUGUCGACUCAUUUCUUUAUUUACUUAUUUACUCAGGAUCAUUUCAUUUAAACCCAUUUAAAUUUUAUAUUCAUAUUGUUACAAACUCAAUUUAAUUAUUUGUUGCUGGCGUAACAUCAGAAACAGAUUAAUGAAUUGGUUCCAAUACAAGACAACACUCUCACUCACAAACAUGGGAUGGUCACAUGUUGCCUUUCUUCAUCCUUUCUUUGUUCUUUUUCGGGUAAAACCAUCACUUGUGUCUUGUGUCUUGUCUUUGUUUGCCCCUUUAGCUGCUGUGCCUAAAUAAAACUGUUUUCAGUCUC
Messenger RNA from Betta splendens (Siamese fighting fish), 2812 nucleotides. RefSeq names its product RNA binding fox-1 homolog 1, like (gene rbfox1l). Bases 335 to 1489 code for a protein of 384 amino acids. Gene Ontology annotation, cellular component: nucleus; cytoplasm. NCBI's taxonomy places the organism in Eukaryota, Metazoa, Chordata, Actinopteri, Anabantiformes, Osphronemidae. The record is from RefSeq and is a predicted model, not a curated record. The transcript is spliced from 12 exons. Gene Ontology annotation, biological process: nervous system development; regulation of alternative mRNA splicing, via spliceosome. Gene Ontology annotation, molecular function: mRNA binding.